CCUUGCCUGCACCUUUACCCAAGGACCGGUAACCGUUUUCCUGGCGGUUUAGCCGACUGCAAGUAUCUUCCAUCUUACUUUCUCUCAUGCAAUAACAUCAAUUUGUCUGCCCUUCCCUUUGCCAUUCCAGCGCUAACCUCUGCACCCACUCCGAGAUGGCUCAAAGAGCGCAGCAGAUCGCUUCCCACCUCAACUUCCCUUCCGGGCUGCUGACUGGCCAGGUCGCCAUUAUCACCGGCUCAGGCCAAGGUAUUGGUGCUGAAUGUGCCCGCUUGUUCGCCAACGAAGGCGCAAAGGUGGUGGUCUGCGACGUCGACAGUGCCAAAGGCGAGGCCGUAGCCAAAUCUAUCAACGAUGCUUCGCCGAACCGAGCCAUCUCCGUCCCUGGCGACGUUACCGACCCCAACUACUUUCCCGUGCUGGUAAAGAAGGCUGCUGAAUUUGGUAAUGGCAAGAUCCACAUCAUCGUCAACAACGCCGGAUACACGUGGGACGGCGUCAUUCACAAAAUGACCGACAAGCAAUGGGACACAAUUUUGGCCGUGCACAACACAGCGCCCUUCAGACUCGUAAGAGAGGCUGCCAAGUACUUCCGAGUCAAGGACGGCGAGGCCAGAUGUAUCAUCAACAUUAGCAGCACAAGCGGCACGCACGGAAAUGCAGGACAGGCCAACUACAGCUUGGCUAAAGCUGGUGUAACAGGCUUGACCAAGACCAUUGCAAAGGAAUGGGGUCCUCAGUUUGGCGUCCGAGCAAACACCAUUGCUUUCGGGCACAUCAACACCCGACUGACGCAAGCUAAAGAAUCGGGAGCUUUCAUUACCACCCCGGAUGGUCAACGCAUUUCAUUGGGUAUCCCACAGGCACAACUGUCGAGCCGAAAGGGCGACGAGGAAGCUGCAUAUAAGGACAUUCCCCUCGGUCGACCUGGAAGUGCCACAGAGGCUGCCAGCGCUGUUCUGGCAACGUGCAGUCCGCUGUUCGCAUAUGUGAAUGGUCAGACGAUAGAAGUCACUGGUGGCAGAAACAUCUAGACUUGGAGUGUUAUAUAUGAAGCCCAGCCUGAAGCAAGUCUUUGCGAGAGGGUGUAUAUAAUAACGGAUUAUAUGAACUAGAAUUUGACUCCACAAAGCAGGGGGUUUUGGUUCAUGGUAGAGAGUAUUUUCUGGGUGGCAGUCACAUAUCAUCGUGACCUUCGUUGAAGAACAGGUGCCUGACACACUAGAGUUGAACAGAGGAGACCUUUCUAGGCCAAUAAAGACUCAAUGUUGUGCUCUUUGUUGUCGGCGAUAUACAAAGGCACAAUGCCUUUGCAAAGCGACAAGGAUGUAAGUGAAUGCCACAAGAAUGAAUGCCUUGCAAAUGAGACAAAGGAGAUGAGACCUUGUACAAUGCACCUUGAAUGAAAAAUAUCUAUCAACC
Messenger RNA from Exophiala viscosa, 1422 nucleotides. Its product is annotated as 3-oxoacyl-reductase. The record is from RefSeq and is a predicted model, not a curated record. The transcript has 4 exons. Lineage: Eukaryota; Fungi; Ascomycota; Eurotiomycetes; Chaetothyriales; Herpotrichiellaceae. The coding region runs from base 156 to 1034 and encodes 292 amino acids.